CCCCCUCUCCACCGACAGAGAGCGUUGUUCAACUUCCCUGUAAACACACUGUUAGGACGGAGGCUGCUGGGAAAAGAUGGCAGCUUCCUUUUGUGGUAGGGGAUUUAAAAUACUCUUGGCGGAGGAUUAGACAUAUUUUCCAGAGCAUACACAGGUCUCCAUUACAGACUUGGGUUGUCUAAUAUCGACAGAGGAGAAGUUUGAGCCGAACAACAUGGAGAAGUCCGGCAGCAUCGACAGUUUGGGCUCGAAGCAAUCCUCUUCUCGACAACCGAGUGUCGAAUCAUUGUCCAGCUCUUCCACUUCUCGCUCUGACCGUUCGGCACAGUCUAAACCCCCUUCUGCCCUUUCCUCUGACUCUGUGGCUGCAGAGUUCUCCCCAGAGAUCAGGGUAAAGCCCAAAACUCAUACAAAGGUUCUUGGAGAUUCCGAUAAAGGGGAACCACUGCUACUUCCAAAUGAGACUGUGCAAGAUAUGGCUCAAGACGUCACCUAUUUUUGUCCUUUCACUGGAGCACUGCGUGGAAUUGUCACAGUUACCAACUACAGACUGUUCUUCAAAUGCAUGGACAGGGAUCCCUCUUUUGUGUUGGAUUUGCCUCUUGGGGUUGUGAGUCGUAUUGAGAAGAUUGGCAGUGCGUCAAGCCGCGGUGACGUAUCCUAUGGACUAGUGUGUAAGGAUAUGCGCAAUUUGCGAUUUGCUCACAAACAAAUGGAUGACACGCUCCGGAAGUCAAUUUUUGAGGUGUUGAUGAAAUUUGCGUAUCCUGUUUCCAACGGGCUGAAAAUAUUUGCCUUUGAGUAUGGACAAGUGUUUCCUGAGAAUGGAUGGAAGGUGUAUGACGCAGUCUCUGAAUACAAAAGACAGGGAAUUCCCAAUGAAAGUUGGAGGGUUACAAAAGUGAACGAUCAUUACGAGCUGUGCGACACCUAUCCAUCAACUCUGGUAGUCCCCGUCAACAUUCCUGAUGAGGAGCUGAAGCGGGUAGCGGCCUUCCGAGCAAAGGGAAGGAUGCCUGUGCUGUCAUGGAUUCAUCCAGAGAGUCAGGCAACCGUUACACGCUGCAGUCAGCCCAUGGUUGGAGUAAACGGCAAGCGUAGCAAGGAGGAUGAAAAAUACCUGCAAACAAUUAUGGAUGCCAACGCCCAGUCACAUAAACUCUUCAUUUUUGAUGCUAGGCCCAGUGUCAAUGCUGCUGCUAACAAGAUGAAAGGUGGCGGGUAUGAAAGCGAGGACGCUUAUCAAAAUGCAGAGUUAGUGUUUUUGGAUAUUCACAACAUCCAUGUAAUGAGAGAGUCACUCCGCAAGCUGAAGGAUAUUGUUUACCCCAACAUUGAGGAUUCUCACUGGCUUUCCAAUCUGGAGUCCACCCACUGGCUUGAGCACAUCAAGUUGAUUCUCGCAGGCGCACUGCGUAUUGCAGACAAGGUAGAAUCCGGCAAAACGUCUGUGGUGGUGCACUGCAGUGACGGCUGGGACCGAACGGCACAACUGACCUCAUUGGCCAUGCUCAUGCUGGACGGUUACUACCGCACCAUUCGCGGAUUCCAGGUGUUGCUCGAGAAGGAAUGGCUGAGCUUUGGCCACCGCUUUCAGCUGCGUAUCGGCCAUGGCGAUAAGAACCACACAGAUGCAGAUCGCUCACCUGUUUUCAUUCAGUUCAUUGACUGUGUCUGGCAGUUGACUCACCAGUUUCCUGCAGCUUUUGAGUUUAACGAAUACUUUCUGGUGACCAUCUUGGACCAUCUGUACAGCUGCCUGUUUGGGACAUUCCUGUGUAACAGCGAACAGCAGAGGAUGAAGGAAGAGGUUCCAAAGAGGACGGUGUCUUUGUGGUCGUACAUCAACAGUCAGCUGGAGGAGUUCAGCAAUCCUUUGUAUGUGAACUUCUCCAACCAUGUGCUGUUCCCUGUAGUCAGCUUGCGCCACCUGGAGCUCUGGGUAGGCUACUACAUACGUUGGAACCCUCGCAUGAGGCCUCAGGAACCUGUUCAUCAGCGCUACAAGGAACUGCUAGCCAAACGUGCAGAGUUGCAGAAGAGAGUGGACGAGCUGCAGCGAGAUGUGACCAAUCGCUCAGCGUCUUCUUCCUCUGAUAGGGCGGGCUCCCCAACGCGGUCCAUCACCCCAGUUCAGACCUUCGUUUGACCACACUUCUGCCUGAUAGAGGUUGGCAUACAGUCCUCAUAAAAUGACUUCAAAUCCUGUGCACCAAACUGUCUCUCGGGUAAAAAAGUGCGUUUAAAGUCUUGCUAAUAAUCUAGUAAAACUCAAAAGUGUGCUUCCAAUGGUGUGUGUACAAAUAUCUACAAAUACUUAGCAUCAUUUAUUAUAUUGACUGACCGCCGAUCAGUAUUGUUAGAUUUUGGAUAUACUAAAAUAUUAAUCUUGUAACAUAUUUAUGCAGUGUUGCUUGCCACUAAUACAUUUGGCACUACCUUUUUGCCGGCAUUAAUGAAUUGAGAUAGCUCUGCUUCUUAACUCACCUCAUGCAUACCAGGUCUGUCAGAGAGUAAGAAGACGUAGCAGGAAGGAGGUAACACAAAAGUGUUGCCUUUAAUGCUAUAUUAUUUAAUAAGUAUUUUGACCCCUGAAGAUUGUUUAUCCCAAAAAGCGACUAGCAACAAAUCUAGCAACUUUUUCGGGUCUAAUUUGACCCUUUUGGAGAAUCUAACAUGAAAUCACCAAUCGCUCUUCUCAACGAGAAGCGGGUCUUGCUGUGGACCACCAUCCCAUCUCACAGCCCUCACAAGCAGCUCCGUCUUGCCUGUGAGUCUUUGACAUAAAAAAACACAAAAAGAAGCGACAAAAGAAAGCUGAGUAGUAUUUUUAAACACAUUUAUUUUGGGUUUUUUGUCACCUGUCUCUACCGCAGACAAAUUUACAUGCACAUGUGUCAUCAUGGCCUAUUAUGCAAAUUAGAUGAUGAUGUUUGAUUGAUUGAUUGAAAAUUGUAUUAGUAGAUUGCACAGUUCAGUACAUAUUCCGUACAAUUGACCACUAAAUGGUAACACUCAAAUAAGUUUUUCAACUUGUUUAAGUCGGGGUCCACGUAAUCAAUUCAUGUCAUCUAAAUUAUAUUUGUUUUGUGUCUUUAACACUGAAUUGCAGUUGGGGAAUUUUGCCUAUCGUUCGAAAUCAUAAUGAAAGACAUGACGGAUGUAUUUCUUUUCAAUGCAUUUUAAAUAGUAAAUAAAUGUGAUCAGAAAGUCAGCUUACAAUGGGCCUAUGGGAGCCUCUGAAUACUGCCUAUAAAGCCCUUAAAAAACAUCCAAACACCUCCAUUAAGGUUAUAUAUAUAUAUAUAUACACUGUAAGUAUAUAUGUAAUGUAGUAACAGGCCCAUUUAUAAUAACAUUUUAUAUUUACGUAUUUUGAUCAUUUUAAGCAUAUGCAGCACAUUAAUUUCAAAAACGUCGCUUUUUUUUUACACUACAUCACUGAUUACUGCUCAAUGCAUACUUUAUAAGACCCAACAAACAUAAUAAAACAUAAUGUACUAUAUAAGGUCUGCUGUCAUUAGGAUGCCGACUACUAGGAUGUUCAUAUAUUCCCAUUUAGAUGAAAAAUUACUCAUAAUCCUCGCAAAGAAAAGGGGGAUGGUACCAAGCGUCUUUUCGUGUCAUUCUUCCAAUUUCGUGUUCUAAAAUUGGCUGUCAAAGUGUACCAACUUGUAGGAAUACGUCUUUAUCAUUCUACUAUCCAGGUGAGAGGUAUGAUUUAUGAUCUAGAAUAAAGUUUGACGAACAAGGAAAUGAGGAAGCAGCUGAUCAGUCGAUCAUGUCAACAUUGAUACACAAGCUUGUGAUCACAGUGCCGCUAUAAACAGUUUGUCUGCGUUAGCGCUUGAAAUAACAAUAUCACUAAUACUUGGUUAAUAAUCAAGUCACAAAAUGUAAAUGGAGUAUUGUUGGCGGUUUUUGAAAAAUUGUUGGGUUUUAUGGGCGGAAUAGAGGACCUCUCAUUGGUUCCGCUAUAAGCGGAUAUUUAUUUACGUUUAUUUACAAGCUAGAAUGCAUUAAAAAAAUACAUCCGUCGUCAUGUCUUUCAUGAUUGUGAAAGAUAGGCAAAAUUCCUAACAAAGUGCGGUUCCCCUUUAACACUGUAAUGCCCUAUACACACUAUAUAAGAACACUGCUAUUCUCCUAUUUAUAAAGCAAUACUGUUGAAGCUAUUGAACUUACAUGAGGGUCUAUUUGAGGUCAAUUAUGUAUUUAUAAACAUGUAUGUGUGUAUAUAUAUAUGUGUAUGUGUAUGUAUGUACCGUAAUUUCCGGACUAUAAGCCGCUACUUUUUCCCCUCGUUCUGGUCCCUGCGGCUUAUACAACGGUGCGGCUUAUUUACGGCCUGUUCUUCUCCGACACCGACGAAGAGGAUUUCGGUGGUUUUAGUACGCAGGAGGAAGACGAUGACACAAUGAUUAAAGACUGACUUUUCAUAUACCGGUAGGCUGGUUAUUUUGAUAACGUACAGGCGAGCACUUUGUAUUACUUUGCACCGUUGUAUUAUUUGUACUCUGCACGAAUGCUGUUCGCCAUGUCAAAGAUGUGAAAGUUUGAUUGAAUGAUUGAAAGAUUUAUUGUUAAUAAAUGGGACGCUUUGCGUUCCCAAACAGUCAUCUCUGUCCCGACAAUCCCCUCCGUGGUAGCAGGAACCCUUAUAUACUACGGUAAUUACACAUCAAAACCCUGCGGCUUAUAGUCGGGUGCGGCUUAUAUAUGGAGCAAUCUGUAUUUUCCCCUAAAUUUAGCUGGCGCGGCUUAUAG
Molecule: messenger RNA, 4767 nt
Organism: Entelurus aequoreus (snake pipefish)
Lineage: Eukaryota; Metazoa; Chordata; Actinopteri; Syngnathiformes; Syngnathidae
Product: myotubularin-related protein 2-like
Exons: 16
Coding region: 215-2149 (644 amino acids)
Biological process (GO): dephosphorylation
Molecular function (GO): phosphatidylinositol-3,5-bisphosphate 3-phosphatase activity
Source: RefSeq, a predicted model, not a curated record